Perognathus longimembris pacificus (Pacific pocket mouse) is the source of this 987-nucleotide messenger RNA. It is a transcript of the gene Ca10, whose product is annotated as carbonic anhydrase 10. NCBI's taxonomy places the organism in Eukaryota, Metazoa, Chordata, Mammalia, Rodentia, Heteromyidae. The transcript is spliced from 9 exons. Bases 1 to 987 code for a protein of 328 amino acids. Gene Ontology annotation, molecular function: carbonate dehydratase activity; zinc ion binding. The record is from RefSeq and is a predicted model, not a curated record.
AUGGAAAUAGUCUGGGAGGUGCUUUUUCUUCUUCAAGCCAAUUUCAUCGUCUGCAUAUCAGCUCAACAGAAUUCACCAAAAAUCCAUGAAGGCUGGUGGGCAUACAAGGAGGUGGUGCAGGGGAGCUUUGUUCCAGUUCCUUCUUUCUGGGGAUUGGUGAACUCAGCUUGGAACCUUUGCUCUGUGGGGAAACGGCAGUCACCAGUCAACAUAGAGACCAGCCACAUGAUCUUUGACCCCUUUCUAACGCCCCUGCGCAUCAACACUGGGGGCAGGAAGGUAAGUGGGACGAUGUACAACACUGGAAGGCAUGUCUCCCUCCGCCUGGACAAGGAGCACUUGGUCAACAUAUCAGGAGGGCCUAUGACAUACAGCCACCGGUUGGAGGAGAUCCGGCUCCACUUUGGGAGUGAGGACAGCCAAGGAUCGGAGCACCUCCUCAAUGGACAGGCUUUCUCUGGGGAGGUACAGCUCAUCCACUAUAACCACGAGUUAUACACCAAUGUCACAGAAGCUGCAAAGAGUCCAAAUGGAUUGGUGGUAGUUUCUAUAUUUAUCAAAGUUUCUGAUUCAUCCAACCCAUUUCUUAAUCGAAUGCUCAACAGAGAUACUAUCACAAGAAUAACAUAUAAAAAUGAUGCAUAUUUACUACAGGGACUUAACAUAGAGGAACUAUAUCCAGAGACCUCUAGUUUCAUUACUUAUGAUGGGUCAAUGACAAUACCACCCUGCUAUGAGACAGCCAGUUGGAUAAUAAUGAAUAAGCCUGUCUACAUAACCAGGAUGCAGAUGCACUCCUUACGCCUACUCAGCCAGAACCAGCCAUCGCAGAUCUUUCUGAGCAUGAGUGACAACUUCAGGCCUGUCCAGCCACUCAACAAUCGCUGCAUCCGCACCAACAUCAACUUCAGUUUACAGGGGAAGGACUGUCCGAACAAUCGAGCCCAGAAGCUGCAGUAUAGAGUGAAUGAAUGGCUCCUCAAGUAG